Messenger RNA from Fukomys damarensis (Damara mole-rat), 1355 nucleotides. RefSeq lists its product as uncharacterized. Lineage: Eukaryota; Metazoa; Chordata; Mammalia; Rodentia; Bathyergidae. The coding region runs from base 1 to 1107 and encodes 368 amino acids. The transcript has 5 exons. The record is from RefSeq and is a predicted model, not a curated record.
AUGGUUGGCCACAGAAAGGAAGAGAAGGAAAGGAGAGCAGCAAGAGGGACAAAGUGGCCGGGCUGGGACCAAGGGGGCACUGUGGGGACCGUGACACGGUGUGAAUGGAGCCCGCGAGGGUUUGUGGGCGACACGGAGUGGGCUCCGGAUGCGGAGGUCGGCGGAGCGGUGCUUCCUCUUCCGGGACGAAGUAGGAAGUCCGGGCAGAAGUCUGCAGGCGUCCGAGAAGCAGCGGAACUCGCACUUCGGGGAGUCAGGCCGAGGGGCAGCCAAGCAGGAGGCAGGGACUCGCACCCCCGCUGGGCACGCAGGCGGCUCCAUCGGACACUGCUGACGGCGACAGGACGGAGCGGGUCAGCCCACACGUGGCUCCUGAAACUCCCGCACGGCGAUGGAGGACUCGUGCCCGGAUCAGCAGCUCGUGGGAGCCACAGGGCCGUUUCCCAGUCAGUGGGCGCGGGAGAGAGGACAGCACGGAGCUCUGAGGACGGGCCCCACAGGACGGCGGGAGGCCAGGGCACAGGGAACUGGCUCAGGCGGGCUCCCUGUGCCAGGUGCUGCGGCCGGGAAAGGUCUUCAAGUUCCCCGCCAAGGGGCCGGGCGACCUCUGGGGGAGCAGCGGUUGGGACAGAAGAAGCCACCCUGGGGAGGGGCCACGGAAGCGGAAGCGGAGGCCGGGCUGUGGGAGAGGAAGCCGAGGCGACAGCAAACUCACUGCUCCACACUGCCCAGGCCCACCUCUCAGCUGCGCCGCCCACGGUGUCCCUGGUGGAUUCUCCUUGCCAGACCCAGACGCCGUUUUCGGAGCUGGGGAGAGGAGUGGGUUCCCCUUCCCGGGACUUGCCUCGGCCCGGGGGACGCGCUGUGUCCAGCUUUCCAGCUGUCCUUGCGGGGCCUGGAAAGGGUGUCCUGGGCCUGCUCUUCCGGCCUGGGGUUGAGAGGGAAACUCACCACAGCUCUGCAAAUCUCUGCAGCACCCCGUCUCAGGAGCAGGGACAGUGCCCUCAGGCCGUUGUGCCACUGCCAAGGCCUGGUGGCUCUGAGGCACAAGGCCAGGUGAGGACAAGGCUGCUGUGUCUCCUGCUGGCAGUGCUAAAGAAAGUGUAAGUCCAUGACCUCGUGGGAGGAUGAUUGUGAACAUCUGAUAUGAUUGUUGGCGUGGGGACCUUAGGUCCAACAGCUUGGGUCUUCAAAUCCGCCCUGCCUUGUAGGAGACCUACAAAGGGGAAAAGGUGACCUACAAAUCUGUACAGAUGUUGCUGACGGUGCAGUAAAUCAGCAUGACCCAGCACGCUCAUCGCUCAAGGACAAUUCUGGUCCGUGUGUCGCUAGAGAAAGGGAGGCAUCAGCCUGGG